GCAGAAACAACUGUUAUCAAUCAAUGCACACAACUUCUUUCUCCAUCGGCUGAUCCCACAUAUGUUAUGACUCAUAUUAACCACAGUUUUCCUCAACACCGCCAGUAUAUUUGUGCUGGUGCAUGGAUACUAAUGCAUGGACAUCCAGAGAAUAUAACUGCACAAACCUUGGACGUGUCUUGAGGGAGUUUUCUCCUGAAGAGGUGACUGCAAAUAUUUAUACAAUGGUAGAUGUUUUGCUUCAUCAUAUUCACUUGGAACUACAGCGUGGACAUCCCUUGCAGGAUCUUAUGCUAAAAGCAUGUGGAAACCUUUCAGUUUUCAUCUGGACCCAUGAGCUUCUUCCUCCAGAUAUCCUGCUACUUGCACUUAUUGACCGCGACGAUAAUCCACAUGCUUUGUGCAUUGUAGUAUGUGUGAGCACGUGAUUUUUGCCCUAUAUGUAUUACUCCAACAAAUUCAAAAUAAAUAAUUUCUUUCA
This is a messenger RNA of Nicotiana tabacum (common tobacco), 481 nucleotides long. The record is from RefSeq and is a predicted model, not a curated record. NCBI's taxonomy places the organism in Eukaryota, Viridiplantae, Streptophyta, Magnoliopsida, Solanales, Solanaceae.